This is a messenger RNA of Spodoptera littoralis (African cotton leafworm), 2481 nucleotides long. The record is from the annotation of a GenBank genome assembly. NCBI's taxonomy places the organism in Eukaryota, Metazoa, Arthropoda, Insecta, Lepidoptera, Noctuidae.
AUGACAGCGUUAACUUCAGACAAACGUCUUGAGUUGAGUGCAGUCGAAUUACAGCAGGAGUAUUAUGAAACGAUCGGUGAUGCUGACUGGGAACUAUUCGAGAAGAAAGACAGAAGAUAUCUUCUCCAGAAAGUAGCAGUUGCUCUUUGCGGACCACCGACGAUUGAAGGCAACUUAAUGGAAUGUACGAAUGAUAAUGAUGAACUCAAAUUGCAAGGAUACGAAGCUCUAGACGAAGAUACAUGCAUGAAUGUAUUCAAUCGGAUCUUAGAACAAGCAAAAUAUUCACACAAUGGUGAAAAUAUUAUAAUAUCUGUCCUUCGCGUGGUCUGCGUUAUACCGAGACGAGAAAUAAAAUUUUUCGAAAUGACACCUAAAGAUUAUUGGCUCAAUCUUCACGUGAAGAAAGGAGAUUCUGUUCACAUCUUAGUAUUUCACGUGUUCAGUAUAAGGAAAUGCAUUUCUAUGAAUCACAAAGUAAAAGGAUGCAAAGUAUUCAUUGACCAUGACGGCAGAGAGUAUCAAUCCUGGGACGAUUAUCUGACAAACAACAAACUUCCGAAAUGUGUGAUGGUUGUUCCUCGGAACGGAGAAUAUUCUGGAACUAUCGUUGGAGGGGAAGGUGAAAUGCCGAAAGUAAACCUUACAAUAAGAGGUUCACCGGAACUGGGUACUCAAGCACAAGUGAUUAGUGUUGCAGACAAUAUAAGUGCAGCGGCUAAUGUUGGGGCGUUGGUCGCUGUGGUGGGAUCCUUGUUCGCGGCUCCCGCCGUAGCCCCAGUGAUGGUUGGAACAGCUGUAGGAGUUGCCACCGUGUCAGGAGUUUACGGUAUCGGAAGGUCGAUUGGAACCUUAGUCGACAGAGCUCAGCAUAAGCAGAGCAUCGGCUUAGACAACAUGGAAGCUCGCUCUAACUGGAUAAAUAUUAUGAUAUCUACUGUCGGUUUGUCCUUUACUGCAGCUGGAAAAUUAUUGACUUGGGCUGCGGCGACCGGGAGAAAUGUCAAGAUACUUAUGAGUGCCUUAGACUUUCUCAGGUUUACUAACAUUGCAACUGGAUUCAUUGGUGUAGCCAACGGCCUGGGAGAUAUGAUCUAUAAGUUCACGAGAUAUGGUAAGACACCCUCGACACUCGAAGUGUUCCAAGUAACUACAUCCUUCCUUUUCCUUGGCAUUGGUGUGAUGUCAAACCAAACUGCACAAGAAAUCGUUCAGGACGCACAAGCUAACAAAAUAAAUGAAAUUCGAGAUUCGUUGUCAAGCAACAACAAAAGGAGAAUAUUUGAUAAAAUCACAGCCGAGACCCGGCGACUAAAAGGCACUAUAGAUGGCAACACUGAUGUCAUUAAAGCUCUUAAGACAAUAAAUAAUAAGGACGAGUUCUUUGGAAAACUGAAGUACAUGAAUAAGGCUUUCAAUAAAAAUAAAGUAAGGAUAUCAUUGAGUUCAGAUGGGAAAGUGAUUAUAAAUAAUCAACACAAAGUGAGUCUCUCCAAGAUAUACAAAAUUGGUCCGGAUGGUCGAAAUCAAUUACUAGCGAAAUACGGACCUGCGAAGAUAACCAGCAAGAACGCUCCAACAAGAAUAUACCCUUCGUACGUGGUGGCCAAUAACUCAAAUGUACCCGCCACAGAGCUGGCAUGCACUAUCCGCUCAGAAGAGAUACUCAAAAUUUCUGCAUUUCUCUUACAUUUGAGUAAAUCUGACGAAGAAUUUAUUUUAAGCUUACUUUCGCUUAUAUCUGAAGAUUUACAUCAGGCUUUUUUGUUGCUAUGUACUGAAAUGGUCACUUCAUUAAUUCCUGUGGAAAUAGAGUUUCUUGAGUCGAUUUUCCCUGAUUGGAAGAGGCGAUUGGUACUCUUCAUAUUUUGUCAUUUGAGGUCAAAAAUAACUGUCAAUGAAAAUGAUGGUGUGUUCAUGACGGCCUUAAAACGCUACAUACGCGAUGGUAGAAUUGACAGAGAAACCUUAUUAGCACUCAAGAAGAAAAUUAUAGAAUAUUUUAUAGACCACUCGAAAGGAGAACAAACUGACAAUAAAUCCUGGAGUGAGGUUGAUGAAUAUAUGAAGACCUAUUUUGGAAAUUUGAAAACGUUAAAAGUUGGCCAAGAGCUAGAGAUAGGGCCUCAUAAAAUCUUGGUUAAACAAAUCACAGUAGAUAAUUUGGAAAUAGGGCUUGCUAAAUAUUCGCAGCAACAAUGCGAUAUCUUUAUGGACCUUUGUUUGAAAAUUAUCUCAAUUUUGAGCAAAAAUGAAGUGAUCCAGUUGAACUAUGUGAAUCCGGAUGAAGACAUAAUAAUGAGGGUAUCUAUUUUCCUUCUUGAAAGAUUUAACGAGUAUGUUGGGCAAAGAUUGGAGAUCGACGAUAGUACUCUUGCUACAGCAACAUCUGACCUUCUCGCGUGGCGUAAACGUCAACAUAUUAGAAAGCAAUACAACUGUGGGAAAUGCAAUGGAAUAACAUAUGUUAUAAACAGUUAA